Molecule: messenger RNA, 408 nt
Organism: Sphaeroforma arctica JP610
Lineage: Eukaryota; Ichthyosporea; Ichthyophonida
Exons: 3
Coding region: 1-408 (135 amino acids)
Biological process (GO): ceramide metabolic process
Cellular component (GO): endoplasmic reticulum membrane
Source: RefSeq, a predicted model, not a curated record
AUGACCAGUGGCGCUCUAUCCUUUGGGGGUCUCGUGGGAAUGGCCCUGUCCAAAUAUCACGGAUACGAACCUCGAUUCUUCCAGGCGUAUGUAUCGCUGUUUGUGGUGGGGUUGGGGUCCAUUAUGUUCCACACCACACUGAUGUAUAAGUACCAGAUGGCCGACGAACUACCUAUGUCCUGGGGUUCCUUGGUCUGGUUCUACACCAUUGGCAACCACUAUGACAAACCUGGAGAGCAGCAAUAUAACUGGAAACCGAUCCUACUGUUUGGCAUCGCAAAUUCGCUAUUCUUCAUCUUUGUCACUCAAGAAUAUCCCGCGAUUUUCCAGGUGCGUGCUAAAUGGACUUUUAUCGAGAGUACAUUCGACGUUGAGACCUAUAUUGAGCUCAGAUCUGGUUCAUACUAG